This is a messenger RNA of Penicillium waksmanii, 1410 nucleotides long. RefSeq names its product nitrogen permease regulating protein NPR2. The transcript is spliced from 4 exons. Gene Ontology annotation, molecular function: GTPase activator activity. Gene Ontology annotation, cellular component: GATOR1 complex; vacuolar membrane. Lineage: Eukaryota; Fungi; Ascomycota; Eurotiomycetes; Eurotiales; Aspergillaceae. Gene Ontology annotation, biological process: positive regulation of autophagy; negative regulation of TORC1 signaling. The coding region runs from base 1 to 1410 and encodes 469 amino acids. The record is from RefSeq and is a predicted model, not a curated record.
AUGAUCAAGGCAAUCUUCUACAGCAAAUUCGACACACAGGAGGGCCCGAAAGUCGUCCACCAAGUCCCGGACGGAGCGAUUGUUCCAUCCUCGGCCGCACCCACACAACCCCUCUUCCUGCCCUUUUCCGACGUCUCAUUCUUCGUGAUUCCUCGCCAGGAGCUCUGCGGCAAUCUGCUGCAGGUCUGUACUAAUGGCUAUCGCGUCUUGGGUUAUCCGAUCUGCAUGAAGUCCGCCCGUUAUGACCGCAAUGAGUUCAUCUUCAACUUUUGCAUAGUGCUCGCCGAAGAGGAUGAUUUCAGCACAUAUCGGAGCGUGGUGCAGAAGCUUGCUGAUCUGAUGCAUGCUCUGGAAGAGCAGAAUGGCUUCUUAUCUCGAGACUUUUCAAAAAGCGGGGAGGGCAAGGUGCACAGUCUGUGUGAGAUGUUGAUGGAAGACCUCAAUAACUACUGCGAAUGCAUGAUCCCUAUCGACGAUCUUAAUACGCUGAACAUUAAAUUGUUCCCCAUAUACCCAUCUCCUCCGAGUGUCAAGGCGUGGCAUGUGCCUCUGUUUACAGUUCGAUACCAGGCCUUCAUGGACGAGAAUUGGGACUUGACUCUGCAACGGAUUGUACCACAUAUAAAUGGCGUCCACAGUGUCCGCAUCAUCUCCAUUCUCGCUGAUACAGACUUCUCUCUCACAUGUCGUGCCAUCCGACAUCUUCUAUACUAUGGAUGUUUGUUCAUCCUCGACAUCUUCUCUUUCUCAGCCAUCUAUGCCCCCACAGCGCAAUUCAGCUCAACCAUACCUUCAGACGAAUCGAUGCAACUGGAAUGUGCACGCUAUGUAAACACACGCUUUGCACCACAUCCUCCCAUUGGGCCCCGAACACCACUCCCACCAGCACCAGCAGCCACAAGCAGCGGGAGCGGCGGAGGAGUCGGCGCAUUAGCCAGCUCGCUCACCGACCCAGCAGCCAGCAUAUCCCGCGACGAGUCAGGCUUCGACGCAGAAGAGAUCUGGCCACUACUAGGCGAGACAGAAGACGGAGGGACCAACGGCACCGGCAAAGCAAUUCCGAGCUCAAAUUCACCCGAAGAUGAGGUAGUCCCAGCUACCCCAGGGCAAGGGCACCGAGUCGUUGAUGGCGUGGGAAUCGUCGAGCUGUACGCAAGUCUAAAGCAAGGCCAGAGCGUAAAACAGUGGUAUUCAACCCACAGCCGCGAACUGGCCAACAUCGAUAUUCGCCGCUUCAUCACAUUCGGCGUCAUCAAGGGCUUUCUAUAUCGUGUUCAUAAAUAUGCUUGUGCAACUGGUCAACCCGCGCCGUCGACUCGUUCUUCUAAUAUCUUACCACCGGCGCAUACUUCGACCGGUCCGUCUUCACGAGCCACUACCGGCACUAAUACCCCCCUAUGCUGCAUCUAG